Messenger RNA from Parnassius apollo (apollo), 4731 nucleotides. NCBI's taxonomy places the organism in Eukaryota, Metazoa, Arthropoda, Insecta, Lepidoptera, Papilionidae. The record is from the annotation of a GenBank genome assembly.
UUGCGGGGGCAGCGUGGGCGGUGCGGGCGGCGGGCGCAGCGUGCAGGCGGUGUGCGCUGCGGCGCGGCAGCUGUGCCGGCGCUGCCCGGCCGGCUCGGCCGCCGCCUACGUGCGCUGGCUGCACGCCGCGGCCGGCGCGCCCCGCGCCCCGCCCGCGCGCCCUCCGCCGCGCUGCUGCACACGCUCGCAUCCGUGCUAUGGACAUUAAAAGAGGAGAGACUACUCGACGAUUUAGAAGAACUAAUCACAGACGAACUAUUUGAACUCGUGUAUGCAUGGGUUCAGGAUAUAAAAGAACCUAGCCUCUUGAAGAAAGCACUUGAUGCCAUACUAUGCUCCAUGUGCUACAUAAGACCAGAGUUGUUCACGAAGCUAUUAGAACACAUGGGCGUGCCCACGGAUAGUGAUGAAAGCAUGGAGGGACUGACAGACGACGGCAAGGUGCGUGGCGCGGCGGCUGGAGCACGGCGGUCGGCUGGGAGCGGCGCGGGCGUAGGGGCGGGCGGCGCACGCCUAAGCGGGCGGCAGCUGCGCACACUGGCCGCCGCCGCGCUGUCGCCCGCCGCCCCCACGCUCACGCUGCUGCACUCGCCGCUGCCGCGCGACCUCGUACGCUGCCUCGCAGAAUAUAGUGAGGCUAAACUACAAUUAAUUAAGGAACAAGAGCGCACUCAAGUAGAAGACGUUCACAUGACUGAAACGGAUAAGGAAAUGGAUCAAAGUAAACCUGAGCUGCCGCCAAUGUCAUAUAUCAGCGACGUGGUGGAGUGGGCGCGGCUGAUGUGCGUGGACCGGCGGCUGAAGGACUGGCUGGGCGGGCCCGGCGCCUGCUUCUGGCAGCCGCUGUUGCGCCUGCUCUGCUACCCGCGCCCGCCAGACACUUCGUGGAAGGAAGGCGCGGAUUAUGCACAGUUGGAGGAGAACACGAUUCGACUGUUUGCUGAACUAACAGUUUGUCACACAGCCAAUCAGAAGCUCUUCGCUUCGACACUUCACAGUAUUCUCGAGUCUAUGGAAAAUACAGGCGGUGGUGGCCUAUCGGGGUUCACGCGCGCGCUGGUGUUGCGGCUGGUGCUGUCGGCGGAGCGCGUGACGGUGGCGGUGCGCUGGGCUGGCGGGCGCGGGCGGCGGCGCGGGCGCGGGAGCGGGCGCAGGCGCGGCGCCGCACCCCGCCGCGCACUGCCACGCGCUGCUCCAGCUGCCCAUGCACACCACCUGCCGCUGAUCGAGGAGGCGGCUCAUGCGAUUACGGCGGGCGCGGGGGCGGCGGGGGGCGCGGGCCGCGUGCCGCGCCGCGCCUCCGACUCGGCGCUGGCUGACGCCUGGCAGCUCAGCCUGGCCGCCGGCAGCGCCUCCAAGGACAAGCGCGUCAAGGACGUCAAGAACACCACGCUCAAGCACCACGCUGCCAAGAAGCGCCAGCCCAAGCCCGCCGCAGACGCCUCGCUAUUGUCGCUCACCGACGAGGUGAUGGAGACAGCUAUUCGCGUGCAGGUUUCGGGGCUGGAGGGCUUCGUGCCCGGCAGCGCGACGCUGGCGCAGCUGGCCGCCGCCUGCCCGCACAACUUCGGACCGCACCUCACGCUUACGUUACAUUUCAACACCAAUUCUGGUCCGAUGUGGGAGGGCGGCGGCAGUGGCAGCACGGACGACGGCGGUGGGAGCAGCAGCAGCAGCAGCGGCGGCGGCGACGCGGAGUGCGGCGUGCUGCGCUGGUUCGGCGCGUGCGGUGGGCUGGCGCUGGUGGCUGAGCGCCUGCCGCGGCCGCACGCGUCCGCCGCGCCGCUCCCCGCGCCCGUCUCGCACGCACACGACCUCGACUGGGUCAAGCUCGACGACCCCUACGAGGAGGUGAUGGAGGCGAGCGCGUCGAGUGGGGGCGCGGGAGGGGGGACGAGCGCAGGUGCCGAAGCGUGCGGUGGGGGUGUGCCGGCACACGCGCUGCUAGCGCUGGGCGCGCUGCUUCGUCUGCCGGGCUACGCGGCCGCGCUGCUGCGUGAAGGCACGCGCGCCGUGCACCUGCUACGCCUGCUGCUUGGCGUCGCGCACGACGAGGACGGACGCAGUAUACCGGUGUGCGGUGGUGGAGUUGGAGGCGAGGGUGGUGAGGGCACGUGGUCGCUGGGAACGCUGCCGUUCCGUGUGCUGGCGCGGUUGCUGGACGCGGCGCCGACAGGCGACGGCGAGGGCCGCGCGCUGCGGGCCACGCUGCUGCGCCUGGGCCUCGUGCGCCUGCUGCUGGCCUGCCUCGCCGUCUUCACGCACCAUCGCCCCGCAGUGGCGCCGUCUGAUAACAGUCAAGCGGCGAACGGAGCGUCGGGCAAGCCGGAGGAGAAGAGCCAAUUAUACUGGGCUAAAGGCACGGGCUUCGGAACCGGUUCCACGCAGCAGUCGUGGAAUGUAGAACAGGCGCUCGUGCGACAGCGCGUCGAGGAGGAGCACGUUACCGUGCUGCUGAAGGUGCUGGCCGCGUACAUGCAACCGGGCGAGCGCUGGCCGCCCGAGGAGGGUGCGCAGCCGGCGCCCGAGGCGGACGAGCGCGAGCACCAGCUGCCACCCGGCUUCGUGGACCUCGUGGCCGCCUCCUCGCUCGUGCCCGCCAUCUGCUCCUACCUGCGCAACGACUCCGUGCUGGACAUGUCGCGGCACAUCCCGCUGUACGUGUGCGUGCUGCGGUGCGCGCGUGCGCUGCACUCGCUGCGCUGCGGCCGCCUGGCACCCGCGCUGCGCCCGCUGCCGCGCCUUCUCGCCAUGAUGAGCCGCACCACCAACUCCUACGCCACCAAGCUCAGGUGUGCACCCCCUCCACACACCGCUCACACACGUGCUGCGCUGCUGUGCCUGUUCCCCAUGAUGAGCUGCACCACCAACUACUCCUACGCUACCAAGCUAAAUGGUGCGCACCACACCCACACAUCACUCACCACUCGCGCUACGGUGCGGCCGCCAAGCGCCCGCGCUGAGCGCGCUGCCGCGCCUGCUCGCCAUGAUGAGCCGCACCACCAACUCUUACGCCACCAAGCUCAGGUGUGCACCACACACUAUUCACACACGCGCUGCGCUGCUGUGCCUGUUCCCCAUGAUGAGCUGCACUACCAAGCUAACUGGUGGCACUCACACAUCACUCACUCAGGUGUGCACCACACCCACAUACCACUCACCACCCACGCUGCGCUGCGGUCGCCUGGCGCCCGCGACGCGCACUCUGCUGCGCCUGCUCGCCAUGAUGAGCCGCACCAACAACUCCUACGCCACCAAGAUAGGUGCGCACCACACCCAACACCACCACUCGCGCACCUGCGGCGCCGCCUGCUCGCCAUGAUGACCCACCACCAACUCUUACCCACCAAGCUCUCCACCACACCACAUCACUCACCACUCGCGCUACGCUGCGGCCGCCAAGCGCCCGCGCUGAGCGCGCUGCCGCGCCUGCUCGCCAUGAUGAGCCGCACCACCAACUCCUACGCCACCAAGCUCAGAAUGAGUAAGAAAAACAUUUUCGGAAAAAUGACAUAUAGCCAAAGAUUUAACACAUCGAGUAAUUCUGAGCUGUCCGAAGAAGAUGAAGGUCUUGCGGCUCUUAUUGCCGACAUACAGGCGACGGCGGCGCUGAUGUGCCGCGCCGAGGGCGAGGCGGAGGCGGCGGGCGCUCCGCGGCCGCUGGGUGGCGCCACACGCGAGGCGCGCUACAUACACCUCAUGCGCACCAUGCAGUUCGAAACAUUUGAAAUGAUAGCGGAAUGUCCGGAGAAGGGAUUCCGUUUCACGGUACCGUACCACUUCGAGGGCAUGGUCCGUGCAGCCGGUGAGCGGGCGCACCCGGCGCGCAUGAAGCGGCUGGCGCAGGAGGCUGCCACGCUGGCCACCAGCCUGCCGCUGUCCUACUCCUCGUCCGUGUUCGUGCGCACCGAUACCGACCGGCUCGAUGUCAUGAAGGUCCUAAUAACGGGUCCAUCGGACACGCCGUACGCAAACGGGUGCUUCAUCCUGGACGUGUACUUCCCGGCUGAGUACCCGGCGGUGCCGAUGCUCAUCAACCUGGAGACCACGGGCCGCCACUCGGUGCGCUUCAACCCCAACCUGUACAACGACGGCAAAGUGUGCCUCUCCGUGCUCAACACGUGGCACGGCCGCCCAGAGGAGAAGUGGAACGCGCACACCUCUAGUUUCUUGCAGGUGCUGGUGUCGAUCCAGUCCCUGAUCCUGGUGCCGGAGCCGUACUUCAACGAACCGGGCUACGAGCGCAGUCGCGGCACGCGCGUGGGCAGCAGCGCCUCUCUGGAGUACAACUCCAAUAUCUACCAGGCCUGCGUGCGCUGGGCCAUGCUGGACCACCUGCGCAACCCCGAGCCCUGCUUCAAGGAGGUGAUUCAAACCCACUUCUGGAUAAAGCGAAAUGAAAUCAUGCAAACAGUUGCGAAUUGGAUAACCGAACUAGAGGGUCAAAAUGGCGAUGAAAGGACGCAGCGCAGCAUACAGCUUAACCUAAUGGCGCUCAAGCGACACUACGUAAAACUACAGGAAGAACUGGCGAAAUUGCCGGUUCCACCGGGCUUGGAGGAUUUGGAUGAGCCGUUCCAGCUGCCAGCCGCCCCCUCCCCGCCGCCCGCACCCCCGGUCAACCCGCACAACCCGCUCAACCCACUCGACCCGCUCGACACACUCAGCCCGCCCACAAACGAAGAGAUCGACCACGACAUGGAGAAGAUAGUUUCGCAAGUGGUAGAUUGA